AUCAAUAAUUGUGGUGCACCAUAACAUCUCAGAGAAGAAGAUCAUCUGCGACUCCUCCAGAAAAUGAACUGUUAGAUGGAUUAUAUUAAUAUUUCUCUGCUGUGAUUUCUAAUUAUUGAAAUGGAGGAGACAAAGGAAGGUUUAACAUGUAAAGGGGUCGCUGAAAGGCUGACACUCGGCAUCACCAGAGUACUUGAGAGUAUGCCCGGGGUGAUGGACGUGCGUUUUGUGGAGAGGGAGCCUGCAGAGAAGCGAUGCCUGCUGUCAUGGGAACAGAAAAAUACCUGUGUUCUGCCCGAGGACCUCCGAGACUUUUAUCUCACAACGGAUGGUUUCACCCUUACCUGGAGUGCCAAACUCGAGAAUGAAUCUGUGCCUUUAGGAUGCAUGGUGCUCAACGGUGUGGCCAACCUGCGUCCUCUUUGCCAGUCAUCGUCAGUGUUCUCCCUUCCCAACGCACCCUCACUGGCUGACCUGGACUGGGACGAAGAACAAGUUGAAGAGUCAGAGUGUGGGCUGGUGGAGCCCCAUUUUGAUUCCAGGAGCCGUAUCUUUGAGCUGGACCCCUGCAGUGGGAAUGGCAAAGUCUGCCUGGUCUACAAAGACUGCACAGAAGGUGUGGUGGCCCAGAAGUGUGAGGUGUGGUUCCUGGAUCGCUCUCUGUACUGGCACUACCUAACACCCAGCUUCACCGCCUACUACCGCCUGAUGAUCACCAACUUAGGCCUGCCAGAGUGGCAGAACGCCUUCACCCCCUACGGCCCCAGUCCCCAGGCCAAGCAGUGGGCGUCUCUCUACCAGCCCCUGAGUUUCCACUGUGAGCCCAGUAUGGCCGACCUCACCGGAGAUCCGCCUGUCAACAAGCUGGACCCCAGCAAAGCCUUCCGGGGCAAAGCAAAGCUGCCCGCCCCGAAGAAGAAACAGUCGGCCCAGGGAGGGAUGGGGGGCACUGCCAAGGGGCAGGGGAGUUCGGGGAGGCAUAGUGGGGGCAGGCGAUAAGGAAACUUCCCCUCCCCCACCCCCCAAAAAAUACAUAUUCAAUGGGCUAUGGCAGUGUUUCCCCUGCAUUUGUUUCUUGAGUGGGGUGAAAAUGGCCCGGAAGCAACAUAUCUGGCUGCUACCAUUCAGAAUAUUGAAGCUAACGAUUAUGUGGUAGCUAAUGGGGCUACAGCGCUUGGCUUCUCAAGUAAGUAAUGGCAGGGAAACGGUAGCUAUGUAUUAUACCACUAUAAAUGCUUCUUCUCCUGUGUGUGUGUGUGUGUGUGAGACAUGUUUUUUCUAGCAAUGCUGCUAUUCCCUGUGAAGCCUUGUAGGCCAUCCUGUUGAUCCUAUUUAUUUCCCUUUUGUGUCUAUGGCUGUAUGUAUUUCCUAUUAAAGGCAGAUGAGAAUCGUUUCGGUUAAACCUGUGUUAUUGUCGAUGGCCAUUUUAAUGAGUCCAGAUUUCCUCCAGUGUCCUCAGAUGUGCUGCAUUGUGCUUUGAAACCGAAACGAGUAAUGAGCACCAAUUACAUUCUUGACAUAGUCUCUUGCAUUUUGUCAUCAGUUUCAAGGCUCCAUAGUUCUAUUGGUUGAGGGGUAAGCUGAUCCUAGACUUGUACCUACAGGCAACUUCUAUAUGCAGCUUUGACUUCUGUUAGAGGUGGUCUCAUUCAUCCUUAGCCUGGGAGCCAAACUGAAUUCAUGCUCUGUUUCACAGUUGUUUCACUUUCACAAUUCAUUCUGUCACUUGGACUUGGACCGUCGAGAAAGUAACCAGUCCAGUCAGUGUCCUCUCAGAACAACAUCCCCGAUGUUUCUGUUCCAUUGGAUCCUCCUCCAGGUACUUUGGGUGUAGCAAGUGUGCGCACACAUAGCUGGGGUGCCUCACACACACACCUCUGGGCUGAGGUUUUUCUGCAUAUCCAGAGGCGCAGCCUCCUCCUCUGCCUCGUCCUCUAUCUCCCUCCUGUGUUCACAGGGGGAAGGGUGGUGCAAUUCCACAAAGACCUUGUAGAUGGAAGCCCCUGUGACUCCUCCCACCAUGGGGGCAAGUACAGGUACCCACCACCAGCCGUUACCUGCCCUGCACAACAGAGAGAGAGAGACAACAGUCUGGAGAUUGUUUUUGACUGACUUUGACCACUGUAACCAAACAAAAAUAGCUUUGGAGUUUUGUCCUAUUUAAUUGUAUGCUGUAUUAUUUGGCAGCCCUUGAUCAGAAUUCAAUCUAUUGUCAUUUCAAGCAGGUGCUCCCGUAACAGGCCUAUCAGAAUUCCUGAUUGACAAGUUUUCCUGAUUAUCACAGUGGGCUUGUUUGACAUUUCAGCUGACAUUGAAGGUGACUGUAGACUGACUGAUCUACAGAUUAUCAUAAAUAAAACAUUUUUAUUUGUAGAUCAGUCAGUCACUUUUUACCCAAAAUGCGUCACGUCAGUUGCAAUGUUGAACAAUCCCAAAAUCAUUUGAACCAUAUGAGAGGGACUUAUUUUUUGUUGCUACCAAAAUUGGAACGUAACUGGCCAGUGAGAUCCAAUUAGAUGCCAUAAGAGGGUGAGAUCAAAUCAGAUGCCAAACGGGCACAGCUCUUUUCCUGUUAUCUUCGGAACAAGAGGACAGAACAGUACAAAGAAACAUCAAAAAUAAGUGACUGGCUAGGACAGAGGAAAUAAUGCAGAUUGGCAUGGGAAACCAGACUGUCCACUCCAAAAUACCUCUACUGCCCUGUAAUUGACCCCUGAACCACUGAACAUUCUACCAACACCACCAUCAACACCUGGCUAAACUCUGAACGCAAAAUGUGUGAAUGUUGCUAAUCCAAAACACCAAGGCAAUCUUAGUCCUGCCAGUUUGUUGAUAUACAGUACCUUAAGAAAGUAUUCUCACACCCCUGCUUUUUCCACAUUUUGUGUUACAAAGUGAUAUUAAAAUUGAUUUAAUUGUC
Messenger RNA from Oncorhynchus kisutch (coho salmon), 2920 nucleotides. It is a transcript of the gene tpgs2, whose product is annotated as tubulin polyglutamylase complex subunit 2. NCBI's taxonomy places the organism in Eukaryota, Metazoa, Chordata, Actinopteri, Salmoniformes, Salmonidae. The record is from RefSeq and is a predicted model, not a curated record. The coding region runs from base 121 to 999 and encodes 292 amino acids. Gene Ontology annotation, biological process: protein polyglutamylation. The transcript has 7 exons.